Molecule: messenger RNA, 1170 nt
Organism: Kwoniella mangroviensis CBS 8507
Lineage: Eukaryota; Fungi; Basidiomycota; Tremellomycetes; Tremellales; Cryptococcaceae
Exons: 1
Coding region: 1-1170 (389 amino acids)
Source: RefSeq, a predicted model, not a curated record
AUGGAAUCACCUCUCACUGGAUCAUCUCCUCUCACAAGCCCCUCCCCAUCCUUUGACAUCAGUGGAAUACCCGAUAUCGAAUUUCUCGAGGGACUAGAAAUGAAGAGUUUCUGGGAUAUCGAGUACGAGUUGAACGUAUUCGCCAAGACUCAAGGAUACAAAUAUAUGUUGGAUCGAGGUGGUAUUCCCAAAAAUGGUAAAAAAAAAUUCAAAAUGUUUUGCUCCCAUUAUCAUCAUGAUGACUUGGGGAAUGGGGGUACGAAGAAACAUCCAGAACUAGAUACAUCACCUGGAUACGGAUGUCGACAUUACAUUUCAUUUAGAUAUUGCACUGAAAAUCCCAGCGGCGAAGAGAGAAGAGAUAGAGCUUCGGGACCUUUCAAGUUGGAUGAGAAAUGUGGAUCUGGGCUGAUAGAGCAUAAUCAUCCUCCGUCUGAACAUUUUCUGAACCUUAUUGUUCAAAGUCCAGAAGAUAGAAAAUCAAGAUACGUUGCUAGGUUAAACACUCGAUUGAAAAAUAAGGGACUACCUCUUUUCACUCAUCCGAGUCGCGCAGUCAGUACGUCUACGUCACUUUCCGUCAACCACCACGAGGAUAGCGAGAACGAAGAAUACGAUGAGGACAAGGAUAAGGAGGUCCAGGAGCUUGAAGAUGAUGGAGAAAUUUAUGUGAAUAAUCAUUGGGAACGUCAAUCAGACUCAAUGAACAUUAUCCUGGUCAAUUCUAUAACGGAUGAUCUCAACGGUUCGAGUUCCAGAUUCCACGAAUACCUCCCAGAUGGUAAAUCCAGUCCGCUGGAAGAUGGACAACAAGCAACAAAAAACAUCCAAGAGCAGGAUUCUUCUUGGCAAGUAAGUUUCGCAAAAUUGCAAUUAAAUUUCGAAAGGUUCAAAAAGACGAUUCAAGAUCGUGAUGAGGAAAUCAUACAUCUGAAACGUAAGUUGAAUGCUAUGGAGAAUCGAUUAGAAGAGGACGAUGUAGCAGGACUGAGAGAUGAGCGUGAUACGUACAAGAGGAAGUAUGAAGAGUUGAAAAGAAUCACGAAAGAGCAACAAAGCUUGAUGAAAGGUGAUCGAAAAAGAAGGCAAGAGUUUGAAAAAUGUGAGAAAGAUAGUUCGGAUAAGAAAAGGAAAGUGAACGAAAGAUGGUUGGCGUUGUUGGAAGAUUGA